AUCUCGUUUCUAUACAUUGCUGGCAUUGAGUUGAGAAACGAAUAUUACCGGCAUUAUUGAGUUCUGAAUAAUUGGUGUUUCAUUAAUCGUUCGUCAUCAACGUUUAGAAAAGGAAAUGGCCGAAACAGAAGAGUUGGGGCUUAGUACAGAAGAUCAGCUAGAAGCCUUAGAUUCGCUAGAAAAUGGCCAAGAAGUUGAGGUUGCUGAGGGCGGAGGAGGAGCAGGAGGGGGAGGCGGAGGAGACUUGUCUGUAGGGCCAAAUGCAGUGGAUGACCCUGAGUUGGAGGCAAUAAAGGCAAGAGUUCGGGAAAUGGAAGAAGAGGCUGAGAAAUUAAAGCAGUUACAAUCUGAAGUUGAUAAACAGAUGAACCUUGGCAGUCCGCCAGGAAUAACUAGUCCAUUGAAUAUGUCUACAGAAGAAAAAAUGGAAGUUGAUAAUCGAUCUAUUUAUGUUGGCAAUGUUGACUAUGGAGCAACUGCAGAAGAACUGGAACAACAUUUCCAUGGUUGUGGUUCAAUAAAUCGAGUUACAAUCCUUUGUAACAAGUUUGAUGGUCAUCCCAAAGGCUUUGCCUACAUAGAAUUUACAGAAAGAGAUUCUGUGCAGACAGCUAUGGCCAUGGAUGAAUCACUUUUUAGAGGACGACAAAUAAAAGUAAUGCCAAAACGUACAAACCGUCCUGGGAUGAGCAUGACCAAUCGGCCACCACGGGGAAGGGGGUAUCGUGGAGGAAGAAGUAGAGGGUCAUCAUAUUAUGGAUAUAGACCAACAAGAAGACCAAGAGGUUAUCGUGGAAGGUCAUCAUACUACAUGCCAUACUGAGCCUACCAGUGUGACCAGGGAUGAGCAUUUUGAAAUCUUUCACUGCAGAUUUCUUCAAGUGUCAUAAAUUCAUGAAGCAACUAAGUUGACGGAAACCUGUAGUCACUGUAUGUAUUUCUUUGUGUUUAUACCCUCAUCCCUUACACCUCAAAGAACAAAUUUUAGCAUUGGGAGAAUGCAUGUGUGAGUGGAAGUUAGAAAUGCAAGCAUUCACAAGGUUGUUUUUGCAAAUAAUAGAUUACUCUUAGAGCUCCUAAUGUUUGUGUGUGUGUGUGAAUGAAAUGUAGUAUGUAUGCACUGUUAAUACAUGUUGGUACAAUAGUGGGAUUCCGAAACUGGCAACGUUCACAAUUUAUGACACAUUAGCAAGUGUUCAUGUGAAGAAAAUAUUUAACAAAACUGCAGUGAUGUAUGAUUAAAUGACAGGAUCAGCAAACUGAUAAUACAGAAUGCAUAAGACAAGUUUUUCUUUUUUAUUGUAUAGGGCAUGCUAUAAUUCCUUAAUUUUUGCUUCAGUGUCAUUGAUCAGUAAAAUUAUUCUGCAAUGCCCACAAAAUAAAAUCGCUGCUUCUUUCCACAAGAACACAUUGUGACAAACAAGACAGUGCUAAAUGCAGGGACUGUAACACAGGAAAUGGAAUCAUAUUUCAUAAUGUUAAUCACAGCAAUGUGAUCAGCGUAGAAGUUUGUGGAGAUUUAUCGAAAAAUCGUAAUGAGAUAUAUUUAUGGAUUGGAUAUGCAGAAUAAACUGUGUGAUGUUAACCACUAUCUCUGUGAUUUAUGUUCACACCUAAUACACAUUGUGUGAAUGAUGUAUUAAUGUGGCAAUAUUUUGGGUAUUUUCUGACAUUUGAGUGUAAUUAAUUUGACUGACUGUGGCUGAAUUUCAACUUAGUUCUUUUUCCCCCACUGGGUAUGUUUUUUGUUUCAAUACAAAGUAUUUACUGAUUUGCUGGGAUUGGUUAGAUACUGAAUGUAGCAGGUACUGCAUUGUUUUGGAGCACUUCUUUGUGUAAUUCCGUCAGUAAGCUCUUUUAGCUUUCACUUGUUUGUCAUUAUUUAUAUGAAGAAAAUAUGGUAUUUUUAAAUAUCAAUGUAAAUUCUUGUUCAAUAUACUGGUCUAGAGAAAUGCAGAACGUGUCUGAAGUACAUAGAAGCAAUCAAAGUUUACUGCAGGUCAUGUGGUUUGAGACAGGUGGUUGUAGAGAUGUGGUUAGUAAAAAAAAAAGAUUUAUUUCAUAAGUAAAGAAUAUAAGAUUAAAUUUCAAUUUCAGAUACUAAUGACAAUGUACAGCUGAGAUAAUUAUUGUGGGAACCUAUGUUUUUAAGUUACGGUAAAUAUACCGGUACAUUUUUAUUUUCUAGUGCUGUAAUUACACCAUAUUGCUUGUUAUUUACCACCUGUGUUUUCAGUCUACAGUGUCAUUAACAUUUUGGUGUUUGGAUAACAGUUUUGUACAUUUUACAAAUUGUAGGUGUCCACAAUGAUCUUAUGCAUUUGUAUGUUUUCAUAAGUGUUUGCGGAUGUAGUUUUUCUUGUAUAAGAAAGUAUUAUCUGAUAUACAACUACAAUCAGAUGAGAUUAUUUUUUUUUGUGUAUGUUGGUAUAAAAUUACUUAUAAAUGAUGAACUCAAAUGUUCUGCUUAGUGACUGUGAAUUUAUUGUCAUUCAAGAAUAUGAUUAGGCAGCAUUUUAUAAUAUUACAAAUUAUUUCCUCUGAUAAUAGUUGUAGGUCUAAGGUUCUGGACAUUUUAUAUGUUAUGUAUUGUUAAUUUGUUAAUUACUCCUGGAGUGCCAGUUGAAUACCAUGCAUCAAAAUGGCAUGGUUACUUGACCCCUGUUUUCCUUUCCCAGCUGCAAAUAAUUUUUGUGUUUAAUUUCAUUGGCCUUAUGUUCUCCCUUUCCUGUGUUGUGUGUGUACUGUUUUUCAGGAACCGCCAAGGGAUACCAAGUACUUCAAUGCUACUUGAUUAUUUUCAGGAUUUUGUGGGUUCUUAAAAGAUGAAGUAAAAAUGGCAUUAAAAGGCAAAGAAAGAAAUUAUGCAGAAAAGAAACAAAAAAAUGUAAAAGGAGUCUGUAAUUUGAUUCUGGUGUAAAAGAAUAUCUCAAUAAAGAUAUACCGUAGGAA
This is a messenger RNA of Cryptotermes secundus, 2952 nucleotides long. It is a transcript of the gene Pabp2, whose product is annotated as polyadenylate-binding protein 2. NCBI's taxonomy places the organism in Eukaryota, Metazoa, Arthropoda, Insecta, Blattodea, Kalotermitidae. The transcript has 7 exons. The record is from RefSeq and is a predicted model, not a curated record. Gene Ontology annotation, molecular function: RNA binding. Bases 116 to 823 code for a protein of 235 amino acids.